AGCGAUCGCGAAUGCGAGACACUAUCCGUCAAAUGUUACCAGAAAACAGACGAUUUUUUGUCUAGUGUCAUAGAAAAUGUUCGAACAAUUAAAACAAUAUAGCAUCAUUACAUUGACAACCACAAGACUGGCUGACGUUUCUUGCUGAGAACGUGGCUACAUAAGUACACAUACAGGAUGAUGGGAAGCACUGUGCCAUCUUCAUCUCUCCAAAAUUAUUGAAUAGCAAUGGAAUCGGUUCUUGAUUGUCUGAAGAUUCAAGACAAACAAAUCUUUGAAGAUUUAUUGGUUUACAGAACUCAUGAUGCACAUCGUUUGCUGAAGAGGCUGGAUCAUAUCCACAAAAGCCUACAGGAUGCUGAUCAGAAAGGUCACCUGAAACAAAUUGUACCGACCACUACCAAACAGUUCCUCCAACAAGUUAUACAAUGCUACUAUAGAUGUAUUGAAUCUAUGAAGCUUGCCAGAUCUGUGGAAAAGUUGUUACACCCUUGGAGAUCAACGUAUGAAGCAUAUAUCCAUGAUGAAUUGUCAGCAUUUGUUUCCUCAGUGAUAUCCAAGGAAAAUCCAGAUUUAGCAAGUUUAACAGCAGUAUCCAAUUUGCUGGAGCUUAACUUAGUGGUGAGAGAUGCUGUGGUGAAGAUUCUGGUCCCAUUUCUUAAUUGGAUAGAAAGAUGUUUAGGCCUAUUGACGAGGAAACCACCUUUAGAUCUAUCUACAACUGAGGCUGGAAAUCUUUAUAUUCUGGUCAAGAUUGUGCUGCAGCUGUUUCAAUCCUGUCCACUGGGAACAGCCAUUACAGAAAACAACCUUCCUCAGUAUAAAUCUCUGGAAUCAAUACUUAAUACAGUGUACAGCAUUCUGGAUAUUGAUGGGUAUGCCACAGACUGUGUUUUGUUGGCGGGGACAACAUUUUCCUAUGUUUUGACCACAGUCUCCACACCAGCUGUCACUGUGUCAGCUUUCUGGUCAACAUUCCAGUCUCUCAAUAAUCCAGAUUUCAAGUUUUCCACUGACAUUCUGAAGACUCCUGAAUACACACCCUGUCUGUCUAACCCCUUCAGAAAGUCCCUUGGUCCUGUUUGUCUGGUCAAAGGUAUGGUAGCCUGUAGUUCAGCUGAACUGUUGUGUUACCAAGGAGAGAACCAGUCCAAUAUUUUCAUCACUGACCUUUACCCAGUGAUGAUUGGAUACUGCACGGGACCAAUCAAUUUACACUUCCAUUCAUUUAGUUUAUUAUUGUCAUGGUUUAAAAAAUUCUCCAUGUGUUUAUCACAAAGUGAAAAUUUUCAUAUUGGAAAACUUGAAAUAAGUGCCAUUUUUCCACAAACUUUGACUUUAGUAUAUUUGAAUUGGGACAGUCCAGUAGAAGAUGUGGCAGAAAUAGUUGGAGAGAUAUUUCGAAUGUUAUUGGAAUGCUGGGAUACCACAUCAACUAAACAUAAAACUAGUCGGAAAGAAUUGGACAAUGACUUACCAGAAAGUGUUUUGUCCAAAUUAGAAACCACACCUUGGUAUGUGAAGGGAAAGUACAGGAUUCUAGCUAUACUUUUGUCUCAUAUGGACCAAGAAAAGAUACUUACAAGAUAUCCUGAGAUUAGAAAGCACCUGCAACAGUGUAUGUCUACAAACUACUUAGCUCCAUGUGGAGCAGAUGUCUACAAAUCCUUCCUUCAGCAAAUCAGGAAACAAAAUGGCAGUGAUAUCAGUGUGUGGAUUACUAUCUGGCUGGAAACCAUGAUGCAGAGUCUCACCAACAGUAACACACUACUGCGAAGUAAUACUAAUCACUACUGGGUGCAGUCCACACUCAAGGUGCUGCCAUCUGUGGGGGAUUUUCUCCAGGAACACAUGUCAGAUGUGCUGUACUCAAGUAAUACUCAGUUCCCACGACAACAUGUUCUUCAUGCCUGGGUGGUGGUGUCAAAGGUCAUCAGGAACCUUACAGGAAGGGAAGCUCAGGACUCUACUUUGCUGAGGGAAGCUCUGUACAGCAGUUCAGAAGAGACACGAGCAGAGGCAAUCAGUUUGAUGUGUUGCUCCUUACGUAAGGCAGAAUCCCUGUCAGAGAGAGACAGCACAUUGUUGAUGGAAAUUCUGCCCUUCAACCUGAAGAUUGAUUCUGCCCCGUUUAGACAACAUCUGGGAGCCAGUGUGAAGAAGCUAUUGGCCAGAAUACGAGACAGCUGUCUUGCGGGUUUAAAGGUCAAAAAGGAUACCUUAAUAGGUCCCUCUUUAACAUUUGUUGAAUGGCUGCACCAACUCUUGGUAGAUAACCUGAUGCCUGGGGCUUGUUACCAAAGACGCAAGACUUGUCUUGACCUCUUAACCAUUGUGUAUGACACACUGGUGUACCAGACCGACUCCAGACAGAGAAAGUCCUUCACACCAGAAUCAACAUUAUCGUUGGUCGCCUAUGCCAGGGAACAGAAUUUAUGGGAUUUUUUUUCUGCAUCCAACAAAGUCUGUCUCCUCCAAUGUUUAUGUGAUGGCGCUGACGAGAUCCAAGAAAUGGCUGCUCAUUUAUUGAUGAAGUAUUUUCAAUGGCCAUUGUUAUCAUAUUCAUCAAGACCUAGAAUGACUCAGGAGGACUUUGCAUGCCACCUGCUGACUCAUGCACUCAAUUGUUGUAACAGUCCAAAGGCUUCGGAAAGUCAGAGUGGAGCUCUUCUGACAAAGAUCAUCUUCACAAAGUAUGUAGUAGAACAGGGAUGGACAUUUGAAAUGUCUCUCACUGAAGUUGGGGUGCAUUGUACUGUUCAACCUUUAAACAAUCCAAGAGGAGAUAACGCAGCUGUGAAGUUUCUGAGAACACUCAUCUCAUUCAUUGUUAAGACUUUGGAAGCUUCCAAGACCAAUGUUGUUUUGGCCUCAAGGACAUCACCAGUUCAUGGGUUUGUUACGGCCUGUACAAGAUGUGUAACUGAGACCGUGGACCUUCUGUGCAAACACUUGAGUGACUUAGACACAGUUGUUAUGGAGAUGAUAUCAUUGAAUAUAGAUGUGAUUGAUACAAUGCUGAAGGUGAUGGCUAGAGACAGUGAGAUGGAGUUGUGUCCAUCCUUUGCUGAGAUCGGUUCUGCUCUUGAGAGUUGGAUCGCGGAGAGUGAGGAUACAUAUACAGAGUCGACAUCUUUAUCUGCAGAGUAUCAAUACCUGCUCUCCUGGUGCUGGAUCAACCUCAAGGAGAGUUGUAAGAGCUUGGGCCACCUCACAGAAGUACUGGAUCAAAAUAAAGAAGGAGCUAUGAAAACCAUACACAGAAUUAGUCAAGUGUUCCUAAACAUUCUCACAAAUUGCCGUCACAAGGGUGUUAUAGAGGGUUGUCGAUCAGCUUUUGCCCGCUUUUGUUAUUCACUGUUUACAUCCAUCAAUAAGGAACUUAAUCAGAUUCCUGAACUCAUCCUGAAAGAGUCUUUGUCCACCCUGGUUACCAAGGCGACCUCUACCUCCACGACCAGGAUGUCAGCUGGGCUGCCUAUAAUUAUACAGACUAUUGUCAGCUGUGAGAGGAAAUAUAAAAAGACCAAGCUGUUACAGACGGCCCUAGACUCUCUAUUCCACAUCACCAGUCUACCCCUGGCUGCACAGCUAGAUGAUAAGUUUGACUUACCUCAGGUUCACGGCUUGAACAUCCUCAACUCCCUCUACAGUGACUCCAGUUUGUCCGCAUCGCUCACACAAUACAUAGAGAACACUGUAAAGCUGGUGGUGGACAGCUUUGGUUCGCCAGCCUGGGCUAUACGUAAUGCUGCCACACGACUUUUCAGUGCUUUGGUGACAAGGAUAUUUGGUCCUAGGAAGAGUUUGGAGGAAGGUGCCUGUAAUACAUUGUCUUUCCAGGAGUUUGCUGCCCAUUACCCAGAGAUACCUCCCUUUAUGCUAGGACAGCUAGACAGAGCUCUACAGACAGAUAUUGGUGCUGUAGACAAGCUCCACCCAUCUCUCUUCCCUGUGCUAACUCUGCUGUCACACCUUGGACCCACAGAAACAGCUGAACAGCAGCACAGCCUUAUCACAGAGUUCAAGAGUCGGAUCGAGUUCUUGUUGGCAAGUCCAGUGUAUUACCUCCGCCAUUUGACAGCAAGUGCAUUUGUUGCUAUGAUAACUGUACAGUCAGUGAAGGACUCUAUGAUAAGCCUACUGAAGGACAUCCCAGAGAAUCCAUGUCCAAGUCACAAGUACAACAGACUUCAUGGAACUCUUCUGUGUUUGGAGAAAACUCUAGUCGUCCAUAAUGCAUGUAUAAGUGAAACUGACUGUGUGGAUGUGAUGAAGGUACUGAAGACACGAGCUUGGAUAAGUAGUGACCCAGCAGUGUGUCCACUCAUCACAAAUACGUACCUUUCUGUACUCAAUAAACUUACAGAAUUGUUUCCAGCUAAAGUGCGGACUGAUAGUCUUCAUUUGGUCAGGUUGAUGCAGAAGUCUGCUACCUGUCAUUAUAAAAGUGUCAAUCUGGGCCAAGGAGUAUUAACCAAGAACCUGGUACAGUGUUUGCUGAGGAACCACGACUGGGAGGUGGAGAAUGAUGACGAGUUAGUUCAUGACCUACUCGGGGGGACUGAAAAGGACGCUAAGCUGGCUUGUGUGUCCACACUGGAAUGUAUGCUGGAGUCAAGGACCUGGCAAGCUUUGCAGUGGAGCACCAUUCAGGGUCAGCUGAUUGAUGUCCUUCAUAGGGAGACUUACCCUCCAUUGCUGGCCAACUGUCUGUCUCUGUUACUCAAUAUACACAACACUCAUGGCACCAACUCGGACACUGCCGAACAAUUGUACCAGUACUGCUGUAACCAUGGUGACAGUCAAGGGGGAAGUCUGGAGGCAACCAUACUGGCAGUAAUGGCAAUCGGAAUUAAAAACAGUUUUGACAUUUCUAGGCCCUCGUCACCAGACCUGAUUGCAUGGUGCAACCGAGUGUUGAAGGCCAGCAGAACGACCGGUGAUGAACAUUUUAGACUUGCUGCCGCACAAGCCAUGGGCACAGCUGGACAUGUCAUAAUGUCUCCAUCCGGGGUGUCUGAAGAUGUUACCCAUCAGGAGUGUGUUGUAAAACUUUUCCAGGCAUUGUCAAACCUGAUCCAGGAUGAUGACACAGAUGUACGAGUACAAGCAAUGGAGAUUAUACCACACCUGUGUUACAAAGGAAGGUCUAUUGAGUAUGGUGCUGUACAAUACAACACCGGAUACCAGCUGCUGUUUGAGUUCCUACACAUGUCAUACUGGUGGUCAGAGGCUGUGGUGUCCAGUCUUGUUAAGAUGUUGUACCAACCAAAGGAUGUCCAUGCAUGCAUUACACACAAGCUUACUACAUGUCAGCAGCAACUAUUUGAGCAGGAGGAUGAUACAUUCUGCACAGAAAGUAUAUUUACCAGACUCCAAAUCUACAAGUCAUUGAAGAAUAUUGUGGGUAAAUGUGAAGAUGAGCAGUCCUACUCUAGUAUCCAAUGUCUGAGAGAGACAGGACAAGCCCUGAGUGCUGAUCUAGUGUUUGUGGAGGAUUUCCUCAACACACAUGUGAAGGGUAAGCCUGUAUACAAUGUCUGUAUGGAUACAGCAGUUCUAUCAGCUAUUGCUGGUUGUGUGCUGUUUGGUUUGGUCCUGGUUGACGCCAAUGUUCUUUCCGAGCUUUUCAACUCUACACAGCUGCAAAACAUUAUCUCUAAUCCAAAUCUGCCACCUUCGUUCAUACAUAGAAUUUGUGGAACAAGUAAUCAAGACAGAAACUGGUUGGAGUAACUUGAGUGACGUGAAUGAUUAAAAUUUAAAACCUGAUGGAUUUGUGUGGCUGUAGCUAAUUAAUGAUUCCUAGUACUAUACUAUAGGACUCUUUCAUUUCUCAGGUAGUAGGAUGGGGACAUUCCACCAGAGGUCACAAAAUGUUGUAAAACCCGAGACUUUACUGAGGGUUUUAACACAUUUUGGACCAUGAAGGUAAAGUAUCCCAUCCUUCACCCUACAUGUGAUAAGAGUAUUUUUCUCUCAUUUCCCAUUCUUAAAUAUUGAAAAAAUAUUAGCUUCACAUCGACAAUUUACCAACUACCAAGGACGCCAUACUAUACAAAAAUCAUAUUUAUUGGCGCAAUUAAUUGACAAGUUGACAUAGAAAAUAAAUUCUCUGUAUGUAGAUUUUACAAACAAAAUUUGACCUAGAAAGAAUAAACAGUCAUUGUAAAUAACUAUUUGUACACAUGUGUAAAAAUUGUAUCAUGUCAUGACGUCUUUGGGAAGGGACACGUCACAUUUCCUACAUGCGCAUGUCUGUAUUGCAUGGGUGUAUGUGUUAUACAAGAACAGCCAACCUGGGUGUAUUGCUGUGGACAGACCAGUAUUACAUGGGUAGAAAUGAGAGAAAAGACUUUAUGACUACUUAAAUGCUGAACUAGAAUGUAGAGACUUGAUACAAUUUUUUAUCCUGUGACUAGCACUGCCAUUGUCAGAAUACACCUGCCACAUAAAUUUUUGCUAUAUUUGGCUGUGAUGGAAAGCAGUUGUAUUUGAGCAAGUGCAUUAAUUUGACAGAAUUACUUACUGAAUAUACUUAUAUAGUAGCAUGUUUAGAAAUUGAAAUAGUUAUUGAAAUAGGCGAUUUUACAUAUUAAGAAGAAGUUGAUUUAUGAAAAUUCAUAAAAUCGCUCUUAUAUGGGAUGAAGUUUGAAACUAUAUUUCCACAUGGAGCAAUUAUUUUGGUGCCCAUUGUCUGAUAAAACUCAGGGUAACAUCAAAGUCAGGUAGAGAGAUUGAACAACAAAAAGGUUAAAGUUUAAAUAGUCCGAUUUUAAAGCAAUGCUGCAGGAUAAAUAGAAUAUAUAGUCAUUGUCAUAAAAUACCAGCUGUAUUUUGGGGCGGGUGAAGAGACAAAAGUGGGAGCUUCUGGACAUGUAUUCUCUAUGUAUACUGGACAAGAUAUUAACUUGUGUAUAGAAAGUCGUAUACAAAUGUUUAUAAAAA
Messenger RNA from Ylistrum balloti, 6951 nucleotides. RefSeq names its product thyroid adenoma-associated protein homolog. The record is from RefSeq and is a predicted model, not a curated record. NCBI's taxonomy places the organism in Eukaryota, Metazoa, Mollusca, Bivalvia, Pectinida, Pectinidae. Bases 229 to 5739 code for a protein of 1836 amino acids. Gene Ontology annotation, biological process: tRNA methylation. Gene Ontology annotation, cellular component: cytosol. The transcript is spliced from 36 exons.